AGCGUAGCAGCUGUGUGAGCUGUGUGUGUGAGAGUGUGUGUGUGAGUGUGUGUCGGACUCAGUAGAAGAAGACCGUUUGAGCCAAGCUGGGCGGCGACGUGACGGCAUCGUGAUGAAGAUGAGGAUGAUGAUCACGUGAAGUCACGCUGUCACAAAGAGUUCUACAGUGUUCUGCUUCUACUCGGGAACCACAAACAUCCAAUCAUCACUUUUACCAGGAUGCUGCUUCCGCACCGACGCUUCUAGACGGGCCAACAUGUUCAGACGCGGUUCUGCAGGGCUGGAGCUUCUGCUGGUGCUGUGCGGUCUGGACGUGUCACUGCCGUGCCCCCGCCACUGCAUUUGCUACACGUCGCCCACCACCGUGUCCUGCCAGGCACACAACUUCCACGCCGUGCCCGAGGGCAUCCCAGCCCAGAGCGAACGCGUCUUCCUGCAGAACAACAAGAUCCAGCGGCUGCUCCGCGGACACUUCUCGCCCAGCACGGCCAUGCUGUGGCUCUACUCCAACAACAUCUCCUACAUUCAGCCGUCCACCUUCCACGGAUUCCGCCGUCUGGAGGAGCUGGACCUCGGAGACAACCGCCACCUGAGGGCCAUCGCGGCCGACACCUUCCAGGGCCUGGGCCGCCUCCAAGCCCUGCACCUGUACCACUGCGGCCUGCUCAGCCUGCCCCCCGCCAUCUUUGCAGGCCUCCACAACCUGCAGUAUCUCUACCUGCAGGACAACCAGUUGGAGUUCCUGGAGGACGACCUGUUCAUCGACCUCCUGAACCUCAGCCAUCUCUUCCUACACGGUAACAAACUGUGGAGCCUCCACCAGAACACCUUCCGGGGUCUGGGUGCUUUGGACCGCCUGCUCCUGCACCAAAACCGCAUCCAGUGGGUCGACCAGCAGGCCUUCCAUGACCUACGGCGCCUCACCACCUUGUACCUGUUCAACAACUCACUGACGGAGCUACCUGGGGCAAGCCUGGCUCUUCUGCCGGCCCUGGAGUACCUUCGCCUUAACGACAACCCGUGGCAAUGCGACUGCCGGGCCUUGUCACUUUUGGACUGGCUGCGGAGCUUCCGAGGCUCCACCUCCUCAGUGGCGUGCGUGUCACCUCCAGAAAUGGUGGGGAAAGACCUGAAGUUGCUGAGGAAAGAGGAGCUUCCCACGUGCUCGCUGGGGGAGGGUGACGCCCCUGCUGGGGAGAUGGAGCACGGCGAGUCAUUGAACCAUCUCAAUCGUCAGCGGAGUCGCCACAACCACCACCAACAACCUUACCUGCUUCACGGUGACCAACACCACCUGCCCUCGCCCUCCCCCCUGCCGCGACCACCCAAGGGUGGACGCAGGAACUGCACCCGACGGGGGCGCAAGGCCAAAGGGGGGCAGAAUGAGGUGCAGGUACUUCGCGAGGGGAAGGACAAAGACUCUCUGGGGGGGAAACAUGACGUGUCUACGGCCACCAGGAGGAAGAACAAGUGCAUGCCAAGGACUUCAGUGGGGCCGCCCAGUGGGGUCCAGAGAGCCACUAAUACUGCCGUGACUCAUACUUCAUGGACUCUUUUAUGUAUAGCAUUAGCAUCACUGCUAACGCUGCACUGACAUAGGGCAUGGGACACUUGGACUCCAAGGUGACUGUUUGGACCUUUUAUGGAGCCAAAAGGUACUGAAGUGUCAGGAGUACCAUAAAAAACCUUUGAGGGACCACCCCAGCGACAAGACCUGGAAAUCUAAAUAAGCUGUAUGACGAAUAUUCACGAGUACAGCUGCAAUAUUCCAGUCAUGGUCCAAAUGUCUCAGUCUAUCUUGAUGAUGUCCAAACCCUACAUCACAGUUGAGAGCCAAUGAGAAACCACUAAAGCCAUGUGACCAGAAAGAUGCAACACAGCAAGAGUGCCUAACUCUUUAUGAGUCUUUGGAGGGGAUCUUCAUCCUGUCUCCAUUAUCAGCAUAAGAAGCUCCAAGGAGAACCUGAAGCCUGAGGACACCGGGCUCCAAACUUGAAGCAAUGAAGAUUUGCCAAAAGCCCAAUCAAAGCACCGCUUGGUCCAUAGGUCCAGGUCUACGGUCUCGGUUGUGGGCAAUCGGCUGUCCACCAAAGAAGGACCUGAUGAUGCAUCAGCACCAACAAUAAUGAAGAACCUGGAUCCUGACGAGGCUGUAUUAGAAGAAAGCACAUCAUGCAGUCUUUGUGACUCUUAUCAACACAACAACAACAAACCCAACCAAGCUGCUUCACAGCCUUCCUGAACCCCCCCUUCCCCCCCGAUCCUCCUAAAAAGAGUCCAGUCUAAUCCAACAUGGGCCAUGCAGGGCUUUGACAUUCCUCCACUGGGGGGCAGCAGAGCAGGCUAGCUUAACAAGCCAAAUGCUAAGAGACGCCGCCAAAGCUAGCCUCAGCUACAAUCAUGCCAACGAAAGCACAACAGACGACUUUGACAUUUUUGUGUCCAUCUUAAUAAAUAUUGGCGUCAAGGUCACUCUGACCUCUAGUGGUGACCUCUGAAGUGUCUAACCCGAACCCUGUCAGGAGCAAAAAAAACUAAAUAGUGACUUUUGUUGUUUGCCCCGUGUUUUAUGAAAUGUUUAUUUUCCAACAAUUCUUUGGAUGAUUUAUUACACCGGUCACAUCCUUCUAUCCUAGGGGUGAGCAAACUGUGGCCCGCGGGUCACAUCAGGUCUACUGCAGGUACUUACUGCACCAUGUGGGAAUAUGAAUAAAAUGUCAAAGCACAACCACCAUGCCAAAACUCCACCCAUAUUUUCCCUCCGCAAGGCAUGCUGGGUAACUUGUGCAAUUGAAUAUAUGUUGAGCAGGUGGUCAGGUAAGCCAACAAUCUUCAUAUUGAUGUUGCUGCUUGGCUACCCAGCAUGCCCUGUGGGCACUUGUAAACAUUUUAAGUUACGUGUAAUGUUUAGCCCCCACAUAGUAGUAGUACUUGAUUUACUGUGGAUGAGUUGUUUUGUUGCACCGUGAGAAAGUAUGGUGUUUCUAUACCACCUAUAUAUAUAGACGCUCCUGAGGCAAACGUGGCCCGCCAGUCAAAAAGUUUGCCCACCCCUGUUCUAUACUUUCCUUUUUUACUGUCUGCCUCCUUGUUACCUUUCUCCUCCUGCCUCAUCUCCUCUGGUGGUGUGUGUCUGCAGAACAACACACGGGUUGUUUAUAAAGAACAUUAAAGUGUCCUCAAAUGGCUCAUUGUGUCCUGCUGUGUGUGUGUGUGUGUGUGUGUACCAAAUGAGACCUGAGGCGGGAUGAUAAGCCAAAGAGAGAAAAUAACAAAUAAAAAAAAGAAAAAAAAAAAAAGAAAGGAGGUACACAGGAGAAAAACACGGCCAUGUUCUACCAGGAAGUAUUUUGGCCUCUUUGGUGUCCUACUUUCACUUUCACAUGAAAUAUGCAGCACAGACAUAGACGUGUCACGGCGUGUUAGCGGUGAGGGAGGUGUCAGGUCAAAGAGGUAGACUGAAUGUUAGCAUCCUGCGUACAGUGUGUGUGUGCAUGGGAGUGUGUGUUGAUACUUGGUGACAGGGAAGUGAAGCAGAGCCAACUAGCAAACGGAGGGCAUCCAUGUUGGAAUUAGAGCUUCAUCUUCAUUCAUUAGGAGUUUCUUUUGGUGGAACAAAAACACCCCUAAAAAAACUUAACUGAGUUGACGUUUUCCCCUCCCUCCCUCCAUCCCUCCCUCCAAGGGGAAAAAUAAAGAACGCGUAGCAUCUCUCCACUAAUGGAGUCCAAUGUAUUAUUUGUAAGCGCAGCGCUGCUCUGAGUGCAUUAAAAGUCUCUUGCAGCUGUCAUCCUUUUCGAUUAUUUAGUAGCUGACGCUUUGUGACCUGGCUCACCUCAUCGGGACGCCAUCUUGGAUCCAAAGAACAUCACAUCCAAAACACCUGAUACUUAAAUGCUUAACAUGUUAUGCUUUAAAUGUGUGUGAGGCAUAUUUAGGCAAGGCAUUUAUCCUUUAGCUUGUUAGAUUCCAUCGCCAAUUAAAGAGAGAAGGUUCUGGAGCGAGGGUGGACGCGCCUCGUGCCUGAAGACAGCUGGGAUAGGCUCCAGCAUAACUGUAAUGCUAGUGAGGCCAAGCUGUAUUAGAAACUGGAUAGCUGAAUUGAAUCGAAUAACUUCCAUAAUAAGGGAUCUUUAUUGCAAAUGUUUAUGUGAAAAUCGUAGGAAAACGUCAACGUCAUGCAAGCAGGAGGAGUUGGAGGAGGAAACAGAGAAUUUUAUGGGUGUAUCAAUUACUCGCAGUUGGUCUUAAAUGUAUCCCUGCAAAACGCCGUCUGUACUGUAUAGAGGAUCUUUGACUAGUGCUUCUGGAGUAUGCUCUUGUCAUAUUGAAGAUCAGUGACUAGCAUUUUUGUAGCAGAUUCCUAAAAACUGCAGAGUGCUCUAGAACAGCAGGGGUUUCGGGCCACAUACUCCGCUUGGCUAUCUCUGUGUGGAGUUUGCAUGUUCUCCCCGUGCAUGCGUGGGUUUUCUCCUCCACAUUCCAAAAACAUGCUAGGUUAAUUGGCGACUCCAAAUUGUCCAUAGGUAUGAAUGUGAGUGUGAAUGGUUGUUUGUCUAUAUGUGCCCUGUGAUUGGCUGGCGAACAGUCCGGGGUCACCAGUCCAGGGUGGGAUAGGCUCCAGCAUAGCCAUAACCCUCGUGAGGAUAAGCGGCAUAUAAAAUGGAUGAAUGAAUGUAAAAAUUAUGUUUUUUUCUGGUUUGAAUAAGACACUUGGAUACGCCUGGCCUAUAGUCUCUGUAUGGCCUGAAAAACAAAUACUGCAAAUGUUGAUCCAAAAACAUGUCAAUGUCAAGCUAGCAGGUUUAGAAGAGUGAGGAGUGAGCCAUUUGUCAAAAAUAGACAUUUUAAUGGGUGUGUCAAUUAUCCAGAGAUUUUUUUCCAUUUUAGCAAAAAGCAGGGAUUUAGUCGUAGUGGUAUCCUAUAGAGGAAAUACUGCGAAAGACAAAUUAAUGCAAAUCUGCAUCAGCAUCUCCAGGAUGGUUUAGUAGUAGGGGUUAAGCAUUUCCACUGCAUGUAUGUGGUCGGUAUUGGUAUCGGUAUUAGACAUGUGAGCCACUAUAGCGGGGCUGUUAAAUGAUGUAGCGUAAAUCAAAGGGCUAUUAAAAGUGUUGACCACAAGGGGUUGGGGUGAAAUUGUUAGUCUUGCAGCUUUAGACAAGCUCAUUCCACACAAGCAGAUUCAGGACCUCAUUAAAGAAACACUUUAAGAGCCAACAAGGACAGCAUUCCUAAUAAUCACCAUCUCAUUUAACAGAUUUGAUCAGACACUCGCUGUACUUGUGUGUGUAUGUGAAGGAGAAAAUGGAGCAGUCCUCAGGAGGGGUGUGGAAUAUUUCGGUUAAUGCUUUCAAUUAAAGUCGUCUUGUUAAUGAAAGUGAUGCCGCGUGAGGCGGGAAAGCGGGCCGGAGCAAGAACAACGACUUGAGUGUGGGCGUCGUGGAUGACGACGCCAAGAGACGACAAAGCGCCUUUUGAAAAGCUCCUCUCAUCUUUCCUGUCUGAGGGAACAUGCUGGAUCCACCAGCACAUCCCGUAGCAUCCUUGCUUGACUCCAUGAGGUUGAUGCUGUGGUACUCAAGGACCAAGCAUGGAUGCGUCACAGCUCCUCGCUUGGGUUCUAUCGCCAUACUGACCUCAUUUGUGUCCUAACAUCACUGUGUGACGAAAUACAAGAUGGAACUUUCCCCAAAGACAAGUGUUUCAAGAUGGCGUCCCCUCACGAAGGAUGAAAAAGUCAGGAAUGAUGUGCGAAGACGGCGCCUUGACAGGAUGUUCAUUUUUGGCCCGCCUUCUUGUCCCUCUCCAUCCUUGUGUCUUACUUUAGUCUCCUUAGCAACUGUCUCCACAUGUCAGCCCCUCCCUCCCUGGCUGCCACAAGCUCAUCAUUCACAUUCUCCUCCUCAUCCACAUACCUCCUCCCUCGCUAAGCAUCCUUGCCACCUGCCAAUCAAACUCCAGCGAGCCGCUUCCUAAUGUUCCCUACACUUUCUAGUUGUGUACUCCAGUGCCGUGUCUCAGCUGGUGCACUUGCAUACUUACACCUACAUAAGAGCUUUCAUCAAAAUGAGGUGCACUGGCAGGGUCCAGACCUUGCACUCAAAAAACACCUUCCAAUGGUGAGUGAUGGACACUUAGCACGCUCGAUAGUCGCCAUC
Messenger RNA from Doryrhamphus excisus (bluestripe pipefish), 6158 nucleotides. RefSeq names its product reticulon 4 receptor-like 1a (gene rtn4rl1a). Gene Ontology annotation, cellular component: plasma membrane. Gene Ontology annotation, molecular function: protein binding. Lineage: Eukaryota; Metazoa; Chordata; Actinopteri; Syngnathiformes; Syngnathidae. The record is from RefSeq and is a predicted model, not a curated record.